AUGCAAGCAACAAAGCGAAGGAGAGAUGUGGCUGAAGUCUCAGAUGAAGAAGGUAAUUUCUGUGGUAAGAAAAUAAGCCCUCCCAGCCUAUACAUGAAGCUAAAAGUGAAAAUUUAAUUAUUCACUGUACGAAUAUGUAAGAUUAUUGCAACCUUGGUCAUAAUUUCUGGGACGUUGGACACUAGUGAAAACAUUCAUCUGGCUGAAUAAAUCCAUCCCUCCUCACAAAGUUUGGAAGAGCCCACUCAUUUUUAAGCAAGUGAGUGAUUAGUCCUUUAAAAAAAAAUUUUACAUGUGGACCAACCUUGAGAGAACCUUUUGUUAGGGGCUAUUUACAUGAAGGCAGAAAGAUUUUAGAACCAGACAGAUCUUAGAAGGGUGAACAACUUAUCAUUUGGUUAAUACAUGCAAGGUUGUGGUCAAAUUAACUGUUAACUGCCUUUCAACAGAGACUCUCUUUGGCUAAAUCUGGCUGGGUUUCUUUUUCUCAUUUUACUGCAAGGCUGGAAAACGUAAAGCCCAUCUUCCUCCAAGAAGCUGGGACUAUUGUAAUUUCUGUGCAAAAUUAAGCAUGCAUUUGUCGUAGCAAAAUUACCUUAUAACCAUAAUAAAGAUGAAAUGUUUUGAAUUUAUGUGAGUUUCUGACAUUUUAUUUGAAUGUUUACGUUAUAGUAAUAACGACAGAUUCGUGUUUGUAUUUCCCACAAACGAUUAAAAAUAUCCAUUACUAUUAGAACUCAAUUUACACAUAAAGCAAUUGUGAAUGGACAGAAAUAGCAAAGAAAUUAAUCUGGUUAAACUCAAUUCAAGAAUUUCUGUAGACGUUUAACUCUGCUUGAGGCUGCCAAACCAACCUUACGUGCCACAGUGCACAUGUAAUUUAGUAGUCGCUACCUUGAAGAAUGAUUUUGUUCUGCAAGCACAUUGUUGUUUAUGUAUCGUUAUUCGCUCCGUUGUCACUUGUUGCGAUGUUCCGUUACAUACAUUUUCCACAGAUAACGCACAGCAAACACAUUGGCAAUAGAAAACAAACGUGUUGAAAACACAAGGUACACUGAGUGAUACAAACUAUUAAAUAAUUUAAAUUUUCUCUUUGGAAAAUAAUAAUUAUUUUCCAAAGAGAAAAUUUAAAUUCAUAGCACAUGAGGUUAAACGUUUAUGCUUCGCACCAUAGGUACCUGUCAUUGCCCUUUUCUUCCUACAGACUCUUGAUUGCCAGUAAGCUCAUGUCCUCCCGGAGGACUAUUUUUUCUCUCUUGCAAUGAUGUAACUUCUAUCAAUAUUUAUUUAGUUAUGCAGACUCAAUCAUCAUCAAGAAAGUGAAAAAAUUUUAACAAGGAAAUCCAGUUUUGUAUAAAAUAAAAUAAUUGCCUCCUCCCUUCUUAUCUAUCUCAGACCAAGCAAGCGAGACUUUGAUGCUUUUAGAGCGUUCUUGGUUCGUUAGAGUUGUUAACAUCAUGUGAAUCGGGCUUUUUUUUCUAAGUCCAUGGUUUACGCAAGCGUGGAUGAAUCAUAGCUAAGUUUACUUCCAUGUAUACAUACUGCUAAGACAGAACAGUUGGCUUUGGUCUGUCUCAAAAUGGUUUAGGAUUUUUCCCUUUCUCCGUAAGUUCAAGAACAUUUAAACUUCUAGAGUUCUUGAAUCUCCCAAAAAAAGUAGGUGGAGGGGUUGGAGGGAGAGAGAGAAAAGAAAAAGAAUAUGCGGCAGGUGUGAACAUGUGCACUUUUGUGUACUUUUCAUGUACAAAUAAUUAUUGGAUCUCACUAUGCCUUAAAAGUGCCAAAAUUGCAAGAAAACUAAUGAAAGCCAAUUUAAGAAAUGCCUUUGCUGAUUUUAUUCAUUUAAAUAUUUCGGAGGAAAGCUAUUAGGGAGUUCAAGCGAAGACUUUUUUGAGUACCGCCUUUCAACUUGACGUGAGGCCGUUAAUUUCUCUUUUAAGAUGCCUAAUGAAGCUACCAAAUUAAAGUGUAUUGCUAAGUGUCUUUUCACCUAUUGAGACAGUUUGCCGCAAAGUAUUUUGGGCAUAACGACUGCCCAAGAUGCAAUUAUGUUCACUUCCGUUCCCCAUCGGUUUGGAUGGGAAACAUUACUUAAGCAGAACAUGAGGUACUAACGAGACUGCACUGCCCUCUGCAAAAUUAAUCAACAAGUUAAAUAAGUGAGAACUAUGGAUUAAGCAAAUACUAUUAUUAAAAUCUUACUAAUUCUCUUAUCAUGAAAAACUAGUUGAUGUCAAUUUCAGGGGAUUAUUUUAAAUUAAUCACUGCAAUAGGAUCCAGAAACUUAUUAAUAUCCAUGACCACUACACCCCUACCAAACAAUGGAAAAUGUGAUUAUAAGUACUCAUUUUUUUUCUUUGUUUUCUUUUUUUCUCAGCUUGGAAUGUUUUUCCAUCUUUACAAAACUUACAAUGUGAUGCAGAACAGGUUAGCAAGAAAACCAACCUACCAUCUGAUCUGACAACGAUUGCUGCCAACAAAGGAUUUGUUGUUUCUGAUAACCAAGCAUCCGGGAACUGUUUAUUCUAUGCAUUAUCAGAACAAUUACAAAGUGUCAAAGGAAUUCGAAUCUCACACAAAGAGCUAAGGAAAACGUUGGUUGAGUUCCUCGAUGAGAACCCUAAUCUGGUAGGUUGUUGACUAGCCUAACUAACAGGCCUUCCAUGUCUGUUUGGCGGAUUCCUCUCAUAUGAUAAUCAUUUAAUAAUAAUAAUAUUAAAUUAAUCAGCAAUAAUCAUAAUCAAUUUUAUAAUCAUUUCGCUUCACCCAGUUUGACGAUUCUUUGGUAAACUAAAUUGGAUAAAAGCCGGGAUUGAACAUAACAAAAAAGAGCUGAAGUAUUAUGGGAUCAAGACUAGGCUCUCUCGAUCUUCUUUGAAAUCACCCACCUCUUCGUAUUUAGUCUGAAAUACUUAAGCUUUGAAAGCGAAACUUGGAGGGUAAUAACAACCAAAAACAACCAUUUUAGGUCACUUGUCUUGGUGACAUCACACAAAUUAUACAUCAUGACUUGAAAUAGUCGCCUUCUGUCGCCACCUAAGGUUACAGGUGGCCUUAACAGUAAGUUAACAGUAUCAUUUCCCUCCUAAAACCACUUCCAAAAUUUGGAGAGAAUCAAAAUUAUUCAUUUACAGGGCUGCCUCAAGGUGGGCCCAGUUUAUAAAAUACCUUUCAUUUUCUCCCCAGGGGGUAUUUCUGGGAAGUUGUAGUGGGGGUGUGCUGUCCAACUCUCCAAAUCUUGGCACUAUUUCAGAGCAAUAG
Molecule: messenger RNA, 3261 nt
Organism: Porites evermanni
Lineage: Eukaryota; Metazoa; Cnidaria; Anthozoa; Scleractinia; Poritidae
Source: the annotation of a GenBank genome assembly